Syngnathoides biaculeatus (alligator pipefish) is the source of this 4395-nucleotide messenger RNA. RefSeq names its product extended synaptotagmin-2-like. NCBI's taxonomy places the organism in Eukaryota, Metazoa, Chordata, Actinopteri, Syngnathiformes, Syngnathidae. The record is from RefSeq and is a predicted model, not a curated record. Gene Ontology annotation, molecular function: lipid binding. The transcript has 23 exons. Bases 164 to 2764 code for a protein of 866 amino acids. Gene Ontology annotation, biological process: lipid transport.
CUUCCUGCCCGGCUGAGCUGCGCCGAGUGAGGUGACGGUGCUUCCACAUCGGGAUGAGUUUGAGAAGCAGAGGGGGACUCAUCCUGGUCGGCAUGUGGAGCAUUGCGGCUCCUCGCUGCUCAAUUUGAGGUCGUUUGAGAGCGAAGGCGGAUUUUGAGUGGAAAUGAGUAACAGUGUUGGAUCCAGAACAGAAGGCAUGGAUGGAUCAGUCGCCAUGUCCAACGGACCGGUCUUGCCCUCCGAUGGCUCAACUGGUUCCUCGCUCGGCCCGUUGCCGGAGGAGCCAGCCGGCGGGCCGCAGUCAUCCCUGACAGACGUCACGGAUAUGUGGGUGAAAUUCGGCAAGACAUUCGCUGCCAUCCUGCCCAUCUACAUCCUGGGCUACUUGGAGUUCAGCUUCAGCUGGGUACUGAUUGGACUGGCUGCCUUAUUUUACUGGAGACGAGCCCACGGCAGCAAGGACUACAGGAUCAACCGUGCCCUGGCCUUCCUGGAGCAUGAGGACAAAGUGGUCAAGCAAACUCUGCCCACCACUGAGCUACCGUCAUGGGUUCAUUAUCCAGAUGUGGAGCGAGUCGAGUGGCUCAAUAAGACGGUGAAGCAGAUGUGGCCGUUCAUCUGCCAGUUCGUGGACAAGCUGUUCAGAGAGAGCAUCGAGCCGGCGGUACAGGGGGCAAACCCGUAUCUCAGCUCCUUCUGCUUCUCCAAGAUUGACAUGGGCGACAAGCCACUAAGGGUGAACGGUGUGAAAGUUUACACAGAGAAUGUGGACAAGAGGCAGGUCAUCAUGGACAUGCAAAUCAGUUUUGUGGGCAACACGGAGAUUGACGUAGACAUCAAGAAGUAUUACUGCAGGGCUGGAAUCAAGAGCAUCCAGCUUCACGGCGUGAUGCGUGUUGUGAUGGAGCCACUCCUUGGAGACAUGCCUCUCAUUGGCGCACUCUCCGUCUUCUUCAUCAAGAAACCUCUUCUAGACAUCAACUGGACAGGCUUAACCAACUUGCUGGACAUUCCUGGGAUCAAUGGUUUGUGCGACAACCUGAUCCAGGAUAUCAUCUACAGCUUCCUGGUGCUCCCCAACCGCAUCACUAUCCCUCUUGUGGGCGAGGCCCAGCUGGACCACCUCCUAUUCCCCGUGCCUAAAGGCAUCCUGCGGAUCCAUUUCAUUGAGGCCCAGGACCUUUUGGGCAAGGACAAGUUCUUGGGUGGUCUCAUCAAGGGCAAGUCAGACCCCUAUGGAGUUAUCCGGGUGGGCAACCAGCUCUUCCAGAGCAAAGUCAUCCACGAGACAGUCAACCCCAAGUGGAACGCCGUGUAUGAGGCUGAAGUCAUGGACCCCACCGGACAGAAUCUGGAGGUCCAGUUGUAUGACGAAGACACAGACAAAGACGAUGUGCUGGGAAGCGUGACUAUCGACUUGGGCGAGUUGGCCAAGGAGCAGAAGGUGGACGAGUGGUUUAGUCUGGAUGGUGUGGCUUCGGGGAAGUUGCAUUUGAAGCUGGAGUGGUUGUCCCUGCUGUCCUCGCCCGACAAGCUGGACCAGGCUCUGUCCAGCAUCCGCGCUGACCGCGGCAAAGCCAAUGACGGCCUCUCGUCCGCGCUGCUGGUCGCUUUCUUGGACUCUGCGAGAAACUUGCCGGCCGGGAAAAAAGUGACCAGUGAUCCGAGUCCGUUUGUCCAGCUCCGAGUGGGUCACAAGUCCCAUGAGAGCAAGACGCGCUACAAGACCAACGAGCCGGUGUGGGAAGAAGCUUUCUCCUUCUUGGUCCACAACCCCAGGAGUCAAGAGCUGGAGGUUGAGGUGAAAGAUGCCAAACACGACAACUGUACCUUGGGAACGCUGGCCCUGCCUCUGAGCCGCAUGCUGGAGGCCGAAGACAUGACACUCAACCAGCAGUUUCCUCUCAGGAACUCUGGACCCAGCUGCACUCUCAAGAUGAAGAUUGCUCUGCGGGUACUGUGCCUAGAAAAAGAUGCAUCUUCCGGCUUUGAGCCGAACCAGGCCUUGUCCGAACUCAAGUCCAGUUCCACCAGCCCGACGCCACGCAUGUCCGUGUCCUCGGACUUCGCCAUGGACAUUCCGCGCUCGUCCUCGGUGUCAGCUCACGACGCCCUGAGGCGCCGUCGGGAGGCCGAGGAGGAGCAUCAGCUGGAGGGUCGGUUGAAGGGGGGCAGCCUGGCCGAGAGGGGCCGCAGUUCGUCCCAUGUGGCCAUCUUGGGGUCCCAGCACUUCCUGGACGGAGGGAAGGAGGCCACGCCCAGCAUCGCCUCUGACAUCUCUAACCCAUACGCCGCUCAAGAAUUGCAGCAGAGACUCCAGCAGAUGCAAAAUGGUUCUGGACCCAACUACUUCCCCCUGGGGGAGAUCCAGCUGACGGUGAGACAUAGCUCACAGAGAAACAAGCUGGUGGUGAUGGUGCAUGCUUGCAGGAACCUGAUCUCGUUCAGCGACCACGGGUCGGACCCUUAUGUCCGGCUCUACUUGCUCCCUGACAAGAGGCGGUCGGGAAGGAGGAAAACUCACACAUUCAAGAAAACACUCAACCCCGUUUAUAAUCAGACCUUCGAGUUCAGCGUGUCCCUGGUGGAGCUCCACAGGAGAACACUUGAUGUGGCCGUCAAGAACAGUGGAGGGCUGCUGUCGAAGCACAAGGGGCUUCUGGGAAAGGUGCUGGUGAAUUUGAGCCAUGAGGACAUUGCCAAGGGCUGGACACAAUGGUAUGAGCUGACUGAAGACGGCCACAACAAGCCUCAUCAGCUCUAAAGUCUUCGCCGUCAUCAUCAUCAUCAUCCCGAUCACUUCGGCAUCAUUCUAAUCUUCACGUUUUGUGCGACUUUCCUUUCCGAACAAACAAAAACAAGCAGCUUCACCGUUGAAUGGCAAGGCAGACCUUCCUUUUAAGGCUAAAGGGAAUGUACGCAAACAUGUCUAUUUAUAAUAUCAAACAUGUCAUUUUUGUAAAUAUGCACCACCGUGAUGGGUGAAGACGGCUAGCGUUUUAUUUGUGUUUUUUUCUUUUCUUAAUGAUGUCUGUCAUACCUACAAAGGAGUCUUAGGGACACACUGGCAAGAAAGAGAUGCUUUCAGUUCGAAAAAAAAUUGUCAUUUUUUAAGGAAAAAGUCAUUUUUGAGAUUGGAAAGUGAUAUUACACGGUUUAUGUCAGAAUUUCAGGAGGGCAUAAAAACACUAACAAGUUCAUUAUUAUGCAACUUUGUUCUCGUAAUAUUCCGACAAGUGAAAAAUCAUGACUGUAAUCCUGUUAUAAUUUUGAAUUAAUUUAUUUUGAAAAAGUUUAGUUUCUUGAAAAAAGACGCAAAAACAACCUUGUUUUGUAAAUUCUUUUAUAAUGUCAACUUAAAAUAUUUUUUUCUUUUCUUGAAAAACAACUUAUUUCUCGAUUAAACUUAAGUGUUUUCCUUAGGGAAAAUCCAACUUUUUUGGGGGGGUAGUCCUCUUUAUAGAGGUUUUUUUCUCACUUUUUCCUGAAUAACUACAUUUUUCUUGAAAACGUAAUAAUUUUUUCUUUGAGAAAGAAAUGCAAAACAGAUUUUUCCUUUUUUUUUUGGGGGGGGGGACUUUUUUCUUCAAAAAUCCUUUUUCCUCCAAUGUUUUCAUAAUUUUUUUCUUGAAAAAAUACUUUUUUUUCCUGAAAUGAAUAACCUUCCCCUCCCCCCCUUGUAUGUGUAAUAUUUUUUUUCUUUACAAACUUUGGUAAGCAAAAUUGCACUGGCUUUAUUACGUUUGUCUUCUUAGCAUUUAAUCCGGUUUGAAAAGCUUCAAGUCGUUAUGCUAGGAUAAAGCUGAUGUGAAGAGUGAGCAAUUUGCACUUCGUUUGAAUGUUGGCGAGAUGUUUUAGAGGCUAAUUUUAUGUAGAAAUAAAUGAGGAAAAUAUAUGAAACAAAAUAUAUAACAUACCAUCCAUAGGCAAAACACGCAGCUUUAAAAGAUACCUAAAAACUGUAUCAAUAUAUAUCAUCAUAUAUUAUCACCUCCUAGUGGCUACUGUGUAUUUUCUACAUUUAAUUUUGGAUUUUUUUUUUUUUAAUGCACAUAAAUGUAACCAGCAGCAACAUUAUGUUAACAAGUGGCCUUUUUUAAUGUGUAGUCUUUAGACGUUUAGACAUUUUACUUGCAAAGUCUUAAGUCAUGUUUAUGUUCUAUUUUUAUUUGUACAACUUUAAGCAUUUAUACCAAAGUGUGUGGAGUAGCAAUGUUUUAUUUUGAAAUGUGUUGCAUUGGAAACACAUUUCAAAGUGAAACAGAGGUACUCUUAUUUUGAAGGGGUCCCAGUAAAAAGUCUUCCUGUUGUGCCUUUCCUAAAGGGUCAUGUGACCUGCCAACAACUUUGAUCCAUAAAAAUUACAAAAUAUGUUUUUGGAAUAAAUAAAGAGAU